AUGCAUAUACAUAUACAUUGUUCAUAUCGUUUCUUGAUCAAAUUUUCAAAUUUACAAAACACUACAAAGUGAUGUUGUUUGCAUCAAGGCUUAUAGCAUUGAUUUGGUUUCUGGGGUUUGCUAAUUAUGUGGCAUCAUCUUGUUUGCCUCCUCAAGAAUUGGAAGCAUUGUCGGUGGUAGCAAGGAAGCUGGGGAAGAUGGAUUGGAAUUUCGAUGGUGUAGUUGAUCCAUGCACCAAAGAGCUCCCAUGGUGGGAUAAUAGUGUUAUAGAUGGAAAGGGAGUAAACUGCAGCUUCAUCGCCAUUGGGAAUGAUACUAAUACUGCUACUUGUCAUGUUACUCAGAUCAUUUUGAAGACGGAGAAUCUAAAUGGGUCACUUCCCAAGGAGCUAGUUGGCCUCCCUUACCUACAAGAUAUUAACCUUGAAAGGAACUACCUCAAUGGCAAUCUCCCUCCAGAAUGGGGUUCAAUGGAAUUCCUUCGAAAAAUCACUGUUCUCGGGAACCGUCUCACCGGUCCAAUUCCAACAGAAUACGGCAACAUCACCACCCUUGAAGAACUGGUUUUGGAGGCUAAUCAUUUUACAGGAAAUAUUCCUGGGGAGUUUGGGGAUCUUCCUCUUAUAACAAGAUUACAGCUUACUUCCAACAAUUUCACUGGAGAGUUAUCCCCUAAUCUAGCAAAAAUUACCACUUUGGAAGUGUUCCGAAUUAGUGACAACAACUUCACAGGAAGCAUACCAAAUUAUAUCCAGAACUGGAUGAAUAUCAAAAGAAUGGAGAUUCAGGCUAGUGGUCUGAGUGGACCGAUCCCUUCUAACCUUACUUUUCUAACCAAGUUAACUGACCUAAGAAUCAGUGACCUCAAUGGGAAGCAAUCAGACUUCCCCAUUCUUGCUACCUCUACUAAAUGGGAACAAGUGAUAUUAAGGAGUUGCAAUAUUGUGGGGGAACUCCCGAACUUUAUUGAACAUCUGAUGGUUGCCGAUUCUCUAGAUUUGAGUUUUAACAAUUUAACAGGACCGGUUCCUCCUGCUCUUGGUGUUCAAAAAGGAGACAUCUACCUAACUGGGAAUUCCUUUACUGGGGAGGUGCCUGAAUUAAUGAAAGAUAAGAGAAACAUCGACCUAUCCUACAACAACUUCACACCUGUAAGUCCAGAACCAAGAUGCGCGACAAAAAGCCCAAACUUGUUUGCCAACUCAAAUGGAAACACCAAUGGUGCUUUUUAUUGUGUAAAUCCGCAAUGCAAGUCAAAUGAUUUCUACUCUUUCUAUAUAAACUGCGGAAGCCAAGAAAGAGUUGGUAAAUAUGAAGCUGAUAACUCUGCUGAAAACUUCUACCGAGGUACAAACUGGGGAUUCAGCAGCAUAGGCAAGUUCUGGGAUUAUAAUAAAAUAUCUGGAUACGGAAAAAGUCUGAUUGCAUCAAGCAACUUAAGCAUUUCAGGGCCGCCAGAAUCUGAACUGUACUCCACAGCACGCCUUUCCCCACUCUCACUGACUUAUUUUGGAUUUUGUUUGAGAAAUGGUAAAUACAGAGUGGAUAUCCACUUUGCGGAGAUCAUGUUUACUAAUGACACAACUUACAGAAGCCUCGGAAGGCGUAUUUUUGAUAUUUAUAUUCAGGGAAAACUUGUUGAGAAGGAUUUCAACAUUGAGAAUGCAGCAGGUGGAGUAAAUACUCCAAAAACAAUGCAAUAUCCUGCAUUUGUUGGUGAUCACACCUUGGAGAUCCGCUUCUAUUGGGCUGGAAAAGGAACAGCUGCUCUUCCUAUGAGAUCUGUAUAUGGUCCUCUCAUUUCAGCCAUAUCUGUCGUUCAUGCUACUUAUAAGCCUGGAAGCGGCAUCUCUACAGGAGCUAAAGUUGGUAUAGCGAUGGCAGCUAUUUUCGCACUCGUGUUGCUUGUGGGUAUUCUGAGGUUGAAGGGCUGUUUGGGGGGCAAACACUCGAUGUAUCAUGAUUUGAAGGGUCUUGACCUUCGGACGGGGUCAUUUACCCUAAGGCAAAUAAGAGCUGCUACAAACAAUUUUGAUCCUGCUAAUAAGAUUGGUGAAGGUGGAUUUGGUCCCGUGUACAAGGGUGUUCUGUUAGAUAAAACCAUCAUCGCUGUGAAGCAGCUUUCUUCCAAAUCAAAUCAAGGGAACCGCGAAUUCGUUAAUGAAAUAGGCAUGAUUUCCGCUUUACAACAUCCUCAUCUUGUUAAGCUCUACGGAUGCUGCAUAGAAGGCAACCAGUUGUUGCUUGUCUAUGAGUAUUUGGAAAACAAUAGCCUUGCUCGUGCAUUAUUUGGCCCGGCACAACACCAAUUGCAUUUGGAUUGGCCAAUGAGGAAAAAGAUCUGCGUCGGCAUAGCAAGAGGUUUGGCUUACCUUCACGAGGAAUCGAGGCUGAAAAUCGUCCAUCGUGAUAUCAAGGCUACUAACGUGCUUCUUGAUAAAAACCUAGUCCCUAAAAUAUCUGAUUUUGGGCUCGCAAAGCUAGAUGAAGACGACUCCCACAUAAGCACGCGCAUUGCUGGAACUUUUGGAUACAUGGCACCCGAAUAUGCAAUGCGAGGGUAUUUGACAGAUAAAGCCGACGUGUACAGCUUCGGAGUCGUUGUUUUGGAAAUUGUCAGUGGGAGGAGCAACAGUAGUGUCAGGCGUAAGGAGGAUAGCUUUUAUCUUCUUGACUGGGCUAUUUCCUUGAAGGAGAAAGGAAAUUUGUUGGAGCUAGUCGAUCAGAGAUUAGAGUCGAGCUUGAACAAGGAAGAGAUUACUAGAGCUAUCAAUGUGGCGCUCAUUUGCACAAAUGUUGUAGCUGCAGAAAGACCAAGUAUGUCAGCUGUAGUGAGCAUACUCGAGGGGAAAGAUGGCGUUGCAAACUUGGUCUCUGAGCCGAGCAGCUCAGUUGGUAAGAUAAAACUCGAUGAAGUGGAAAUGGGUGCAGCUGUUGGUGAGGGUGUUUUCAUGGAUGCGCCGUGGAUUGGCUCUUCAACUUCUGCUGUGGAUCUCUAUCCAAUUGCCCCUGAUACAAAUUAUUGGGAGAAGAGAGGUUUGUAGAAUUAACAUUUACUGAAAAAAUAAACUAUCUUGCUUAAUUUUUGCUAGUGUUGUGAAGAUAUGUAAAGUUACAGUGAUUAUACUCUCUAUAUGAUAAGUUGUCUAUUUAUUUGUCACCUAA
Molecule: messenger RNA, 3165 nt
Organism: Salvia splendens (bonfire salvia)
Lineage: Eukaryota; Viridiplantae; Streptophyta; Magnoliopsida; Lamiales; Lamiaceae
Product: probable leucine-rich repeat receptor-like serine/threonine-protein kinase At3g14840
Exons: 24
Coding region: 72-3044 (990 amino acids)
Biological process (GO): protein phosphorylation
Molecular function (GO): ATP binding; protein kinase activity; protein binding
Source: RefSeq, a predicted model, not a curated record